Molecule: messenger RNA, 2366 nt
Organism: Musa acuminata subsp. malaccensis (wild Malaysian banana)
Lineage: Eukaryota; Viridiplantae; Streptophyta; Magnoliopsida; Zingiberales; Musaceae
Product: interactor of constitutive active ROPs 2, chloroplastic
Source: RefSeq, a predicted model, not a curated record
ACAAUGCAAUAUAAUGUAAGCCUCCCUCCGAGCGCGGCGACGAAAUCUAACGCUCCUCGUUGCUCGUCCAUCUCCAAUCUCCAUGGCCGCGGGGAGUGCAGAGGACAGGAGGCGGUGAAGGCCUGGGGAACUGCGACGGAGGAGGAGGAAGAAGAAAGAAGAAGCCACUAGGAAGAUCGCCGGCUGAUCCAAUCUUUCCGGUCUGGCUUGUGGACAAAGGAGGACAGUCUCAGCGAGAGAAGAUGCAGACAACCAAACAAAGGAGCGUGUCACUGGAAAUUCCUCAAAGAACAUCACCAGUCACCCCUAAAACUCGUGCAAGCAAGAUUGGCGAUAAUGGAUCCAACUCUUCUACUUCUGCUACAUCAAUCAGGAACCCCAGUGAAAGGAGUCCUAAGGUGAUCGUGCGCCGGUCACCUAGAAGUCCAGUGACCGAGAAGAGGCAUGCUACUAGGUUGUCCGAGUUGGAUACUCAGAUCUUCCAGCUUCAAGAGGACUUGAAGAAAACAAGAGAACAGCUUAAUUCGUCUGAAACAUGUAAGAAACGGAUGCAGAAGGAAGCAGAAGAGGCCAAGAAGCAGCUUCAGGACAUGUCAGCCAAGCUAGAUAAUUCCCAAUGCCAGCUUGUUGAGUUUUCAGCAGCAGAAGAAGCUCGCCUGCAGGAAUUACGGAAAAUCUCUCAGGAGCGUGAUCGUGCAUGGCAGUCAGAGCUAGAAGCAAUCCAGAAACAACAUUCUAUUGACUCAGCGGCCUUGAGCUCUGCCAUGAAUGAGAUACAGAGGCUGAAAGUGCAGCUUGAAAUGGUUCUCAAAUCUGAGGCUGCGUAUCUGAAGCAGUCUGAAGUAGCACGCACUGAACUUCAGGAUUUGAAGCAAGACAUGGCAGAAACACUUUCAACCAUUGAAAACCUAAAGGUUCAGCUUAGAAAUAGCAAGAAGUCGGAGGUUGAGGCUCAUACAUUGGUUGAUGAGACUCGAGAGCAGCUAGAGAUGGCUAAGACCACUAUCAAGACUCUACAUUCUGAAGGGUUGAAGCUCAAGGAAUCCUUCAGCUCCGAGGCUAGAGUAAACUCGCUGGAAGAAGUGAAGAAUUUGAACACAAAUGAUCUUGGUGAGGAAGUUCACUUUGGCAAACUUUCAGAGAAAACCAGGGACAACUCGAUGGAAUCAGAAGUAAGACAACUAAGGUCUGCGCUAGAAGCUCUUGAAGUCAAGUAUCAAGCGGACCAAAUCCAAAGCACAAUGCAGAUCCGGUCUGCUUAUGAGUUAAUGGAGCGAGUGAAAAGUGAAAGUGGACUCAAAGAGGCUGCACUGGAGCUCCUGUUGAAUCAUACAAAAGCAGAGAUUACAGAACUAAGGGCUAACCUACUCAAGAAGGAAGCAGAACUUCAGCAUGUAGCAGACGAAAAAAAACUGAGAACAGACAAUGGAGAAGUUCAAAAGGCACAAAUGCAAUCUGAAUUUGAGCUGAAGCUUAUUAAGUCAACUAAUGAGAUAACAGAGUUGAAGUCAAACCUCAUGGACAAGGAGACCGAACUGCAGAAUAUUCUGGAGGAGAAUGAGAUGCUGAAAUCAGAAAUGGGAAAGAGAGAGGUGGACAAUCGAAAAAGUAACUUAACCACUAUUGCUGAGCUGGAGUUGGCAAAGGCUGCAGAACAGGAUGCACUAAUAAGGCUUGGAUAUGUUACUGAAGAAGCUGAUAAGAACAGCAGGAAGGCUGCCAGAGUAGCUGAGCAACUUGAUGCAGCUCAAGCUGUUAAUACAGAGAUGGAAUCUGAGUUGAAGAGGCUAAGGAUACAGUGCGAUCAAUGGAGGAAGGCAGCUGAAGCAGCUGCGGGGAUGCUUAGUUCCGGCCACGAAGAUGGACGCAUGGGAAGGACUGGUUCACUGGAUUCUGACUACAGUUCGAUUGCUGGGAAGUUGAUGAGCUCACCAUUUUCCGAUGACCUGGACGAAGAAUCACCAAAGAAGAAGAACACUAAUAUGCUGAGGAAGAUUGGUGGCUUGUGGAAAAAAACCCCCAAGUGAUAUUGGUUACACGGUCAUGAUGUAGAUGUUCUGCUCUCACGAAUACGGUGGCCUGCGAAAAUAAUGCUGGGGGAUGCAGCAUUACACAAAAGAUAGGUAUCACGAAAAGCCUAAUCUUUGUUUUGUCUUGCAGACUAUAGCUUUCUUGAUGAUACUCGAAGGUUAUCUGUAACUUAUAGUCUAUCUGGAAGAUGCUACUUCUGUGGUGCAGCUUCCAAUUUUGUUUUUUCGAAAGGACCAGGUUGUAUCUUGUCUUAAUCCAUCAUCUAUUCAAAAACAGGGUUCAAAACUGAUGACCUUUAAGAUUAUAGUUGGCAAUUUUAUAUGCAUUAGAUAUAA